CAUGAAGAUCAUCUCCUCCUAUUUUUCUUCUAAAAGCAAAUAUUUACAAAUAAAAUAGCACAGUGGUGAUCAUAUCAAUUAAUUCAGAUACUUAAACCAGUUUCAUCUCAAUGAUAGUGACUGGAGAAAAUUCACAAUUCUCUCCUAAAACACCUGCAAAGAUGAAUCAUCUUCACUCUCACGCGAGAAACGUCUAAUUCGGACAAGUUUUAGUGGCAAUUUGAACGUAAAAACAAAUUAAAAAGUGAAAAAAAUAUCUGUGAUUUAUGACUCAAACAGGAGCUUUUUAAUUAAGCGGAAAAUUGUGUCCAAUUGUGACUGUGUCCAAGAUAAAAGUCAAGGUUUUACGAGAGAAAAUCGUCAGAAAUGGUAGACAUGCUGAUCCCUCUGCUGGUCAUGAGCAUUGUUGGUGCAUCGGAGGCUAAUCUGGACAUCAUUGGUCCACCUUGUGGAAAGAUUUUCUGUGGGAUCAAUGAAUACUGCAAAGAAGGGGUUCUACAGUGUCACAGUUGCGAACCAAUUUGCAAUCCGUCUUCUCACAAUGCUGAUCAAAUGGAGUGCCAUAAGAGCUGCCAGAAAUACAUCUACAGAAAGUUGUACGAUAAGAUGAAUCAUCUGUCGGGUGAAUUUCAACAGCUGGAGAAUCGUCAGACUGUAAUCUUGAUCAUUACUCUCGUACUUUUGAUCCUGUUCUUGAUUGUCCAUGGACUUCACUUCUUGCGAUGGCUCCACAGAAGAGGAUAUUUCAGUUUAAAAUGUGUGAGAUUCUUCAAAUCCAAGUCCAUGAAGCAGAAACAGUGUCCAGUAGUUGAUCUCACACAUGCCAAUCCUAACACUCAAAGUCCAAAGCUUCACAUUCGAACGGAUUUGGCCAGGAAUUCUGCAAGUUCAAAGAGGGACUCGACUAUCUUUUCAGUCGAUGGGUCAACCAUUCAGACGGUUAGUACUCCGGUGAGUACGAGAUACCCUGCUGAAGAUUCAACGCUUGACUACUCCUACGACAACAGAGGAAUGACCGUGACGCCCGUUGCAGACAAGCCGCGUGGGCCGGAAACAAAUUUUUAGAAAAGAGAAAAUGUACUCAAAAAAUGCUUUCUAUUUUCAGAAAAAUCUUUGUCACAUCACAAAAUUUGUUAGUCAUACAAUUUUAAUCUAAGGGAAAGGUACUGAGUAGCACAAUUUUGAGCUACGCUUUUAGGAUCUAUCUUAGAUAUAUUUUUGCUUUAAGGCUUGUAAAUAUACUUUGGAGAAAAGUGCAGACAA
This is a messenger RNA of Phlebotomus papatasi, 1263 nucleotides long. It is a transcript of the gene grnd, whose product is annotated as protein grindelwald. NCBI's taxonomy places the organism in Eukaryota, Metazoa, Arthropoda, Insecta, Diptera, Psychodidae. The record is from RefSeq and is a predicted model, not a curated record. The transcript is spliced from 3 exons. Bases 367 to 1065 code for a protein of 232 amino acids.